Molecule: messenger RNA, 1069 nt
Organism: Neltuma alba
Lineage: Eukaryota; Viridiplantae; Streptophyta; Magnoliopsida; Fabales; Fabaceae
Exons: 5
Coding region: 107-724 (205 amino acids)
Molecular function (GO): serine-type endopeptidase activity
Source: RefSeq, a predicted model, not a curated record
CCAUUUUAUUAUUUUCGUUCUGGGUCCUAAGUAUAGAAUUCUCCCAGAGGGUUUAAGGAACAGAAGAGUUAUAAGUAUCGGGCUUGUGCGGACUACUCUGUCUGCAAUGGCUUCGCUUUCAACAUGGUGUCGAUACAUGGCUCACAAACUCGAGUACUCCAUAUCAAUCGGCAUGAAGACCUAUAAAAGGGGCCAAAUCACGGACAGGGAGGUAAAUCAUGUUAUUUGGAAGAAUCUCCUUCAAGGAAGGCUGACGUACUUGCUCUGUAACAAAGGAGAGGAAAUGGCCCCAACCCUAGAUGGAAAAGGAGGAACUCUUCUUGUUCGGAAGUUACCAAAAGCAGACCCAACGCGUGUCUUUGUUGGAGAUGUAGUCGUUUUGAAGGACCCUGAGAAACAAAACAAUCAUUUAGUCAGAAGACUGGCUGCCAUUGAAGGCUAUGAAAUGGUUUCUACAAAUGAAAAAGAUGAACCUUUCGUUCUUGAGGAUGAUCAAUGUUGGGUAUUGGCUGACAAUCAAAAUUUAAAACCUAAGGAAGCAUAUGAUAGUAGAAUAUUUGGUCCAGUUCAAAUGACGGACAUUGUGGGCAGAGUCAUUUAUUGCUUGCGAUCUGCAGUAGAUCAUGGUCCUGUACAGAACAGUCACUAUGGCAUGCAGAGGGAUUCGCCAGUGUUGGCAAUGGAACUGGAUGUUGAUGAGAUGGCAAAGAGUAACAAAGCCUGAACUUUUUGUUCACUGACUUGUUUGUUUUAUACGUACGACUUGGUUUCUCUUUCUUUCCAACUGGGAAGUGAAUUCAUCAUUGUUUAUUAGAAACAUCAUGAGCUGAAACACUAGGAAAAAGACUGCGUAUGAAUCCUUGUCUCAAGUUACGGUGGCCUCCCAGCCUGAAGAGUAUAUACUUUGAAGGCCUAGUGCUGUUGUGCCCCACGGCACUCCUCAUAUCGUUCGAGGUGAGGAUCCUUUAUAUCUUAUAAGUUGUUCAUCGGUGCGAGUAUAUGAUCCUGAGAGAAGAACAAAGCUUAAACUUGCUGAAUCGAAUAAAGAUGGUGCUUAAUUGCAAGGUCA